Messenger RNA from Naegleria lovaniensis, 1959 nucleotides. RefSeq lists its product as uncharacterized. The record is from RefSeq and is a predicted model, not a curated record. Lineage: Eukaryota; Heterolobosea; Eutetramitea; Acrasida; Naegleriidae. The transcript has 4 exons. The coding region runs from base 1 to 1959 and encodes 652 amino acids.
AUGUCAUCAAAUGCUUCUUCUCCUGCUUCCUUGUCAUCUCUCUUUCGAACAAGAGUACAAGCACUUCCAGUUCCAACCAAUAUUCAAACGCAAGUGGUGAAGAACCACAACAAUUGUACUAUCCGAUUGCAUGUGUCUCUUGCCGUCGUGGUCAUAGAAAAUGUGAUAGAAAACUGCCAUCAUGCACUGAUUGUGCUCAAAAAGCAUAACUUGACGGUCGAUAACAAUCAAAUCAUAGACCAAGUUGUUAAAUCUACCAGUUCGAGCAAUGAAGUUUCUAAUGAAUCAACAAAUGAAGAACAAAGUGUCAACUUUCAAAUUGUUGACAUGUAUUUUGAUAUCGUCAGCUUGGGUUGUCCUAUUAUUCAGAGAGCCACCAUGCUUGACAUUAUUGCAAAGAAUCCACAGAAUGAACAAGUUCCUGAAAAUGUUGCACUACUGUAUGCUAUUCAAGCCAACUGCUUUCAAAAUUUAGGCAAAAAACAAGAUGGAAGGAAUGCAUUCCUCACAGCACGCAAAUACUUGUCACAAGUUUUUGACCUGUUGGAUAACUUUUCAAUUGCUGGAGCAUUUCUCUAUAUGGGAUUGUUUUGCUUGAGUGAAGGAGAGCUUGCACAAUGUCGGUACUAUCUUGGAAGCGUUCAAUUCUUUAUUGAUAGAAACAAAGAUCGUCUUGCUGAUAAUUUACAAUUUAUUUAUUUAUGCAGAUCAUUACUAUAUACGAAAUUACAACUAGAUGAAGCCGAGUCUUUAGAGGUCUUGAACAGAGAUUUAGAUUUCACAAAAUCUUCACAUCUUGAUGUGGUUGUGAGCUCAGAAAAAUUCACACAGCAAGUGUUCCACAUGAAGAAAAUGAUGGAUUUCUUUUUAUACAUUUCACAACACAUGAAAGACGGUGAUUGUGGCCUGUCGGGCUUGAAAAUUCCACAACCUCAAUUUUCAUCGAGUGCAGAGGAACAAGCAAUCAUGGCGCAUGCUCAAAUGAUCCUUAAGCCUCAAGCCCAAUUCAAUAGAGUACGACAAGAGAAGUCACUUGUCAGCGCUGCUUUGACCAAGCUCAUGUAUUUGUUGAUGGUUGAAGGAGUUCGUUUAGGAAUACUUUCUAAAACAGCAUCCGAGGCGGAAAAUGCUAUUAUUGAAACUGCGAAUAGAAUUUCAGAGCUGACUACUGUUUCCUAUUUCCCGUAUUUACCUGCUCACGUUCAUUCAACAGUCAUGAACGCAGCAAGAGUUCAUUUAACGCUUGUUCAACAAAUUGUAAAAGGGUUGCGACCAAAUGAAACAGAAAUAUCACUCGCAAAAUAUUAUGACUAUUUAAGAAGCGAUCUAAAAGCUCUAACUCAAAUGGCACAACGAUUUUCUAUUGUUGAAAAACGUCAACAACAUCAACAAACUUACAAUCAACAGCAUCAGCAACCACAAGAUACAUUCCAACAAAUUUUAACACAGUUCACAGAAGCCACGACAAGUCAUAAUAAUACUGUUAGCCAUGGAAAUAAUGCUUCCAACAUGUCGCCAUCUUUGAUGAGUGCAUUCGGAGCUGCCACAUCCUAUUAUCAUACUGAAGGAAAUACAAAACAGCAACUCGCUCAACAAUCUUCCCAUACAUCUACAGAUCACCAGCAACUAGCAUUCACCGAGUUCAACAGAGAAGAAUUUACGAUUCCAGAAGAUCAAAAUGCAGUUCAUCAAAUCAGUGAAAUAAUGGGAUUUACUGAGACAGUGACGCCAGCAACCUCUUCUUCCAACAUGGAUGAUGUGAGCACUUUCUUUUAUGAUGUCUUGACGUCACCUUUAAAUAUUCACUUAUUGCCUUCAACAAUUACUGAAGAAGACUCACAACAGCCAAUUGUUUCUGUGUUUAGUUCUAAUUCUACAGUUGAACAAACACUCUCAACUGCUCUGAGCCAAGAAAAUUAUUAUACUGAUCCAUAUCAAUCAGAUUUGUUGUUGGAAUAG